GUAGAAACAGAGGGAGGUCCUUACUGCUCUCCUCUGCAGCGGCUCAGACUGCUGCCUGCUCUGCUGCUGCGUCUGCGCAUAUGCGGAACAUUAAGUUGAAAGGAGCGGAGAGAGAGUUACUCAUAUCUCAAGUAUAUACAGUAAAAAGAAGUUUUCUUCCCGGCGGAAUAAAGGACACACAUUCAGACAAGCUGCUGGUUACCCUCCAGUGAUGUCUUCCCUGUGGUGGGGGCAGUGGCCCCUGCUGGCCGGAAACCUUUCUGGUAUACCGGACAACAGUAGCUGCUUCAGCUCCACACAGAACACCGUGCUCCUGGGGGACGUCUUUGGAGGAGUGCCAGUUGUGCUACUGCUCAAUUUCUGUGUCUUCCUGGUGUUGCUGAUUGUCUUCUCCAUCAUCAGGAGGAAGUUCUGGGACUAUGGGCGCCUGGCAUUAGUUGCAGACAACGACGGCAGGUUCACUGACUCAACACGCCGACGAUAUGGACACAUGUCAUCGAUAGCAUCCAGUGUGGAUGACAUUGAAUAUGAAAUGGGGUUCUGCUCUUGGCUGCCUUACAUCCUCAGAAUGGAUGAGGCAAAAAUGCAAUCCAAAUGUGGCAUGGAUGCCGUUCACUACCUGUCCUUCCAGCGUCAUCUGAUCGUUCUGCUGAUGGUCAUCACGGUCACCUCCCUCGCAAUCAUAAUGCCUGUCAACAUGACUGGAGACCUGCUGGAUAAUAAUCCACUGAGUUUUGGAAGGACAACGGUUGGGAAUCUUCAAAAGGGAAACAACCUGUUAUGGCUGCAUACAGUUUUUGCAGUUCUGUAUCUGACCCUGACGGUUGUUCUGCUACGGCGUCACACAUCACAAAUGAAAGGCAUGCGCAGUGAGACGACAAGAAACACUUUGUUUGUGUGUUCAGUCCCUAAAACAGCAACAGAAGAAGAUGUGAAGACCCAUUUCACAGAGGCGUACCCUUCCUGUCGAGUGCGUGCUGUGACCCUGGGCUACGACGUGUCCAAGCUCAUGCACCUUGAUAAGGAAAAGAUGCGAGCAGGAAAAAACCUGCGCUACUACGAGCGUGUCUGUGAGAAAACAGGAAAGCGUGAAUUGAUUCACCCCCGUGUGUGUGGUCACCUCUGUUGCUGCGCCUCUGACUCUCAGAAGGUUGAUGCCAUAGAGUACUACAGCGCUAAAGAAAAAGACCUGCUGGAGGAGGUGAGAAAGCAGACAGAGCUGGUGCCACAGCGCCCCCUGGGGAUGGCCUUCGUCACCCUGCAGACCGAGGCUAUGGCCAAGUUCAUUCUGAAAGACUUCAACGCACUCGAGUGUGGCGGCACAAGCUGCUGUUGUGGGAGGAUGCCGCAACCUUCAUCCGACAGUCGAACUCUGAAAGUGAACAAGUGGAGCGUCAGCUUUGCACCCCAUCCAAAAAAUGUGUACUGGGAAAAUCUCUCAGUGCGGGGCUUUCCCUGGUACAUGCGCUAUUUGAUGCUCAACGCCUUCCUUUUCUUCCUGCUCACCUUCCUCACGACUCCCACCAUCAUUAUCAACACCAUCGACAAGUUCAACGUGACUAAGCCCAUCUACUAUCUCAAUAGUCCUAUCAUCAGCCAGUUCUUCCCCACUCUCCUGCUGUGGUCGUUCUCUGCCUUGCUGCCGACCAUAGUUUACUAUUCUACAAUAGGAGAGGCACACUGGAGCAGGUCCAGUGAGCAGCUGAGCAUGCUGCGUAAGCUGUACUUCUUCCUGCUCUUCAUGGUGCUAAUCCUCCCCUCACUGGGUCUCACCAGUCUUGCAGUGUUUUUCCGCUGGCUGUUUGACAAAGAGUUUCUCCAAGGUGGGAAACUGAGAUUUGAGUGUGUGUUCUUACCGGACCAAGGGGCGUUUUUUGUCAACUACGUGAUCACAGCGGCGCUGGUGGGCUCUGGGAUGGAGUUGCUGCGGCUGCCAGGGUUACUGCUUUACACCGUUCGGCUGGCAUGUGCACGAUCUGCAGCUGAAAGGAAAUAUGUCAAACAGAACCAGGCCUAUGAGUUUGAAUAUGGAGCCAUGUACGGCUGGUCCCUAUGUGUGUUCACUGUCAUUAUGGCCUACAGCAUCAUAUGUCCUAUUAUUGUGCCUUUUGGUCUCCUGUACAUGAUGCUGAAGCACCUGGUGGACAAACACAACCUGUACUUUGCUUACCUGCCUGCUCGCCUAGACCGCCAGGUCCACCUGGGAGCUGUCAAUCAAGCUCUGGCCGCGCCCAUCAUCUGCCUCAUAUGGCUUUACUUCUUCUCCGUCCUCAGAGCAGGUUUCAUGACGGCCACAUCUCUUUUCACACUGGUGGUCUUGUGCAUCACCGUCUUUAUCUGCGUCAGCUACACCUGCUUUGGCCACUUCAAGUACCUCAGUCCACACAACUACACGGUGAAAGAAGAAGAUGAGGACAAAGUAGAGGGAGUGGAAGAAAACACCAUGGUCUACCUUCCCAGAGUGCUUAAUCCCAAAUCACCUGCCAGCGCACAAGACGGUUCUAAACUUCAGCAGUCUUACGGCUCCACAGAAGGCAGCCCAACACACACCUCCAGCCCAGUGACUGACAGCAUGUCGGAUGGUUGAAUCUUUGGAGUCCCACGAUCGUAAAUCUGCAUCUUUCACAAUCAUUUCGGCAUUGAAGUUUGAAUUUACCUCCAGCCAACUGCUCAGUCAGCCCACUCCCACUGAGAGAAAAUCUCCAGAUGUUAUUCAAGUAUUCAUGAGAUUUAUUGCCAUUUGCACAGGUUCAGUACAGUACAUAGAAAUUCUUGUGCAUAUUUCUCAGAGAAUAUAUUGCAGUUUGUCCCAAAGACCAGCACUGUGACGCCAAACAACGGUCCAACAUUUUUACCUUCUGCUUUUUAGAAAGAUACGAGUAAAGUACCAGUGUGGGACCGAGUGUUGAAUAACUUUCUACAGAAAAGAAUGUAGGGCUGGUCAGUAUAUCAAUAUUAUGUCAAUAUCAUGAUAUGAGACUAGAUAUUAUCUUAGAUGUUUUAUAUUUUUCCUGGCUUCAAAGGCUGCAUUACAGUAAAGUGAUGUCAUUUUCUGAAUUUACCAGAUUGUUCAAGCAUUUAUAUAAUUUGUCUUUAUCAUUAUAUCCACAUUACUGGUGAUUAUUUAUCAAAAAUCUCAUUGUGUAAAUAUUUUUUUUGAAAUUCAAACCUACAAUCUCACCACAAUAUCAAUAUCCAGACAUUCUGUAAAAACAAAUGUAAUGUGAUAUUUGAUUUUAGCCAUAUUGCUCAGCCCUAAAAGAAGGUAAAUAUGAUUUUUUUAAAUAAUAUUAUUAUCACUUUAUCAGCUCACUCUAUUUGAAUCUCAUCCGUCAUAAAUCACAUUUACUUUCUGUAUAAGACCUCUCUGAGAAAAUCCCCAAGGAAUGUUUAGCCAUAAUGUUUGUGAAAAACACUGGAAUUCAUUACUUGCACAUUCUGAAGCGAAUUAUGUAAGAAUUACCAGGAGAAGCCAGCAACACUGAAGCAAAGCAGUGGACAAGUAGAGCUUUCUGGUUGUUACUUUUUAUCCAGAUAUUGGUCACAGUGCCUUUUUUGAUGCCAGAGGACAACACCUGCCAAGGGAAUAACUUAUUGCCUAUUGUUCGACAUGCACUUUUUGUAUCAAGAGAGGCCUGUUUUGUGUUUACUAACUUGACCCUAAUGUUGGCUUUUGUAAUUGAACAAGAGAACAAGCAUUUUUAUCAGUAUUGCUUGGGUUUUGCAACCAAAACUGUUUGAUUAAUUGAAGUAUGACAAUGGUUUUCUUUUUAUUAUGUCUUAACAAUAAUGUUACUGCAUUAAUGAAUGAAUGUUUUAAUAGGUCAUGGUUAUUUUGUAUUUUGUGUAAUUUGAAGUUUUGUUUUUGCUGUAUUUUUUCAAAUGUGCUUUUUAACACAGAGCUAAAUCCCAAAGGCAAACUUGUAACGGUUUGGUGGUGAGGGUAGUAACAUUUCUUCAGAUUGCAUAUAUAAAGGAUAGUUUUUAAGUUAUUUUGAAUUGGAGUUGUAUGAGGUACUUGUCCAUAGUCAGUGUAUUACCUAUAGUAGAUGGCAGUUUGGAGAAGCAGGCGAGAGUGUACUGCUGUGAAUGGGUGCAGCAGGAAAAUGUAUUAUAUUUAGUAUAUUUUGACCACUUUACCCCUCAGCCCUUUCCUACGGGGGACUUGAGCUUUCUUUAAAACCACCACCAGACUCCUUUGACAAAAAUGGUAAUUUUACCCUGCAGAAGACAGAAGUUGCUGGUCUACCGAUAUCAGCCAUUUGGGUAGUUUGUGUUAUUGUGUGACUUGGUGUUCCAAAGAGUAAGUCUGGAUUCUCCAAAGUCAUACAAUAACACACACAAAAAACAAUUGAGGCAGCAGGUGCAUGGUUAAAUUAACUUUUUUUUCUCAAAGGAGUCUUGUGGCUCUGAAGACAGCAUAUAGAUGGAUAUAAUAAUUUGUGUUCGCCAUCAGAAAUUUGAUGACAGGAAAAUGAUGAAAAUAUUGUAAAUAAAGCAUUAAACUAAACUGAUAAUGACUGCUUAUUAGGUAGUACACUGACUAUGGAUAAAUACCUCACUUAAAAAAAUACAAACUAUACCUUGAAGAGGAACUCAGCUUUGUAAAUGGUGAUUUAAAUGUCAAUAAUAAACAAUCAUUCAUACAAUUUUAAAAUACAGACUACAGGA
Messenger RNA from Centropristis striata (black sea bass), 4671 nucleotides. It is a transcript of the gene tmem63a, whose product is annotated as transmembrane protein 63A. Lineage: Eukaryota; Metazoa; Chordata; Actinopteri; Perciformes; Serranidae. The record is from RefSeq and is a predicted model, not a curated record. Gene Ontology annotation, molecular function: nucleic acid binding; calcium-activated cation channel activity. Bases 212 to 2587 code for a protein of 791 amino acids. The transcript has 23 exons. Gene Ontology annotation, cellular component: plasma membrane.